AUGAACGAUAAUAGCGAGCACCUACUACUAUUCUAUGAUGCGUACAAAGAUAACAGAAACAAAUGGGGAAUCGGAUUGAAUAAACUAAACAUUCAUAUAGACAAUUACAAAACAAGCAAAACCAAAUUAUUCUUAUAUGCAUUGUGGAACAUCCUCAUUUUUAUAUAUAUGCUUGAGUUUUGCGUGAACCUAUUUUUUCAUCUUUCUGUGUCACAUGGUAAUCUCGUGAGCAACAGUAUUAUUUCCUUUUCUCUGUUGGAUUCCAUUUUAGUUAUCCUGCUGACAAGCCAAGGAGUACAUGCGUACUCGAAUGACAAAUCAACAGAACUACACACGUGCGCAAAAUAUUUCCAUGUCUUGAGCAUUUGGUGCUCCGUCAAGCUGCUGGUCUAUGUGUUUAUCGCCAUACUGUCCUUUGCGCUUCUUCCUAGUGACAAGCUCAACCACCUUUUUUAUUUUUAUGGAACCAAGGGCGUUUACUUUAACUACUUCAUAGAGAUUGUUAUAACUGUGAACGUGAUCAAGUCCGUGUUAACGUUCUUCACUGGACAAAAACUCCAGUACAUCUUGAGCUGCAUCAGGACGUCCACCAUCCUAAAGAGCAAAAUUCGAAAAGACCUCGAGAAGCAGUCCUUCCUAUUUGAAGACCACACCUAUGGCACAUUCAUGACUGACAUGCGCGAGUGA
Molecule: messenger RNA, 687 nt
Organism: Plasmodium fragile
Lineage: Eukaryota; Apicomplexa; Aconoidasida; Haemosporida; Plasmodiidae
Exons: 2
Coding region: 1-687 (228 amino acids)
Source: RefSeq, a predicted model, not a curated record